UCGAGCCCAUCGGCGACCGCUAUAACAAAUCAUAUUGCUAGGGUUUUGCUGGCUGCUUGCCUCAUCUCGUCGGCGCAUUGCACUUCGUUCUCUCGCCUGCAGAGGCUUCCCUUCCUGCGUGAAGAAGCCAUGAUCAUUCCGAAGAAGAACCGCCAUGAGAUCUGCAAGUACCUCUUCCAAGAGGGGGUACUGUACGCAAAGAAGGAUUAUAACCUUGCGAAGCACCCGGAGAUUGAUGUGCCGAACCUCCAGGUGAUCAAGCUGAUGCAGAGCUUCAAGUCGAGGGAGUAUGUGAGGGAGACCUUUGCUUGGCAGCACUACUACUGGUACCUCACUAAUGAUGGUAUAGAGUACCUGAGAACUUUCCUUAACCUGCCCUCGGAGAUCGUUCCUGCCACCCUGAAGAAGUCUGUGAGGCCGCCGACCCGCCCAUUUGGCUCUGGUCCUCCUGGUGACCGUCCCAGGGGACCACCCCGGUUUGAAGGAGAUAGGCCGAGGUUUGGAGAUAGGGAUGGUUAUCGUGGAGGCCCUCGUGCUGGCCCUCCAGGUGAUAUUGGUGACAAGAGUGGAGCACCUCCUGAGUUCCAGCCAUCUUUCCGGGGUGGCGGCAGCAGACCAGGAUUCGGCCGUGGUGGUGGAGGCUAUGGACAAGGGGCACCAACUGCAUCUUUCGAGUAGUUCCAUGGCGCCUGCCUUAUCUUCUCUGUUUAAAUGGAGAUUUGCACCGUUAGUUUGUUCCUCUUAUGAUUCCAAGUGGUUUCAAGUUUUUGGACUAGUGACCUCUUUAAGACUGAUUCUGUUCCUGUGUAUGUUCUUUUGAGAUGCCCAAAAUUUUUACAUUACCAAUUAUCAUCGUUUGUCUGCCUUAGCUUUA
This is a messenger RNA of Musa acuminata AAA Group (dessert banana), 874 nucleotides long. RefSeq names its product small ribosomal subunit protein eS10z. The transcript is spliced from 5 exons. Gene Ontology annotation, molecular function: RNA binding; structural constituent of ribosome. Gene Ontology annotation, cellular component: cytosolic small ribosomal subunit. NCBI's taxonomy places the organism in Eukaryota, Viridiplantae, Streptophyta, Magnoliopsida, Zingiberales, Musaceae. The record is from RefSeq and is a predicted model, not a curated record. The coding region runs from base 130 to 678 and encodes 182 amino acids.